Messenger RNA from Onychomys torridus (southern grasshopper mouse), 2435 nucleotides. It is a transcript of the gene Ptpn2, whose product is annotated as protein tyrosine phosphatase non-receptor type 2. Gene Ontology annotation, biological process: protein dephosphorylation. Gene Ontology annotation, molecular function: protein tyrosine phosphatase activity. NCBI's taxonomy places the organism in Eukaryota, Metazoa, Chordata, Mammalia, Rodentia, Cricetidae. The record is from RefSeq and is a predicted model, not a curated record. Bases 125 to 1345 code for a protein of 406 amino acids. The transcript has 9 exons.
CGUGGGGGGCGGGGCGGGGCGCCGAGCGCGCAUGCGCCACAGCGCCAGCGCUCUCCCCGGAUAGAGCGGGGCCCGAGCCUCUCCGCUGUGGUGGUUCCGCUCCCGCUCGCGCUCCCCCGCCGCCAUGUCGGCCACCAUCGAGCGGGAGUUCGAGGAACUGGACGCUCAGUGCCGCUGGCAGCCGUUAUACUUGGAAAUUCGAAAUGAGUCCCAUGACUAUCCUCAUAGAGUGGCCAAGUUUCCAGAAAACAGAAAUCGCAACAGAUACAGAGAUGUAAGCCCGUAUGACCACAGUCGUGUUAAACUGCAAAGUACUGAAAAUGAUUAUAUUAAUGCCAGCUUAGUUGACAUAGAAGAGGCACAAAGAAGUUACAUCUUAACACAGGGUCCACUUCCUAACACGUGUUGCCACUUCUGGCUCAUGGUGUGGCAGCAAAAGACCAAAGCAGUUGUCAUGUUAAACCGAACUGUAGAGAAAGAAUCGGUUAAAUGUGCACAGUACUGGCCAACAGAUGACCGAGAGAUGCUGUUUAAGGAAACAGGAUUUAGUGUGAAACUCUUAUCCGAAGAUGUGAAGUCAUAUUAUACAGUACAUCUACUACAGUUAGAAAAUAUCAACAGUGGUGAAACCAGAACAAUAUCUCACUUUCAUUAUACCACCUGGCCAGAUUUUGGCGUUCCUGAGUCACCAGCUUCAUUCCUAAAUUUCUUGUUUAAAGUUAGAGAAUCUGGCUCCUUGAACCCAGACCACGGACCUGCAGUGAUCCACUGCAGUGCAGGCAUUGGACGCUCUGGUACCUUCUCUCUUGUAGACACCUGUCUUGUUCUGAUGGAAAAAGGAGAGGGUGUUAAUGUGAAACAAGUAUUACUGAAUAUGAGAAAGUAUCGAAUGGGACUUAUUCAGACACCAGACCAGCUCAGAUUCUCCUAUAUGGCCAUAAUAGAAGGAGCAAAGUAUACACAAGGAGAUUCAAAUAUACAGAAACGGUGGAGAGAACUCUCUAAAGAAGAUGUGUCUCCUGUUUGUGAUCAUUCACAAAACAGAACAAUGACUGAAAAGUACAAUGGGAAGAGAAUAGGUUCAGAAGAGGAAAAACUCACAGGACUUUCUUCUAAGAUGCAAGACACCGUGGAAGAGAACAGUGAGAGUAUUCUACGGAAACGUAUUCGAGAGGACAGAAAGGCCACCACAGCUCAGAAGGUGCAGCAGAUGAAACAGAGGCUCAAUGAAACUGAACGAAAAAGAAAAAGGUGGUUAUAUUGGCAACCUAUUCUCACUAGGAUGGGGUUUGUGUCAGUCGUUUUAGUUGGCGCUUUGGUGGGCUGGACACUGUUUUCUCAGUGAAAUGUCCUAGAAAUAAACAGUUCCACCCAGCACCUUUCUGCACUAGUAGCCGACAGUGCUACAUUAAUCUCAAGGGUUUGUUAGCAGAUGACUCAUACCCCACAAACGUUGCAGUAGACUAGACAUCAACCAGUAAGGGAUAUUUACAGUCACAAGCCCAACAUCUCAGGACUCAUCACUGCAGGUUCCUCUGAGACCCAAACUUCAAUGACUCAAAAUAAAGACAAACAUGCUUGUUGAAAACUGUUAUAUCUUACAGCUGUGUUCACACAUGUCGAGCAUCAUGGUUUCACUGACCAAUAUUGAGAAAUCCUUUAUCACAAGGAUUGGCUUUGGGAGGCUUUCUGGAUUUUAACCUGCACUUGAUAUAAGCAAUAAACAUUGUGGGUUUUUUUCUACAUUAUUAAUGGAAAGAAAAUAUCCCUUAAAUAAUGUGUGUAAUGUGUAAUGUAAUGUUGAAAUGGGCAUUACAACUUUAUAUGCUUAACCAUUUUAGGGUAAAUAUAUUUUAUAAGUACCUAUUUAAUCUUACUUUUGUAGUUAAAUGUACUUUAAAAUUCAACUUGAAAAUCUGUUACCAUAGAAAAAUAAAUUGUAUGUUGACUCAGUUGUAUACCAGAUACAUUUUCCCUUUCCUAAACAGAAGUUUGAUAGAGGCAGUGGAAACUAUGAGCAAGCUAUUUCUACUACACAGUUUAUUUCUUUUGUAUUUUAUGGUUUAUCUUGUUUUAAAAAGAAAAGCAAAGAAACAGAAUUUUCAAAACAUGUCAUUUAGGGAAAUUUUCCUUUCUGUAAUAGUCAAGUGACAGUUAGUCAGGACUUAGUUUAAACAACAACAAAAACCAUCCUGUUUUCUGCAGGAUGUGAUGGCACACACAGUGCUCAGGAAGCUCAGGCAAGAGGCUCAGAACUUUGAAGCCAGCCAAGACUGCAUAGCAAGUUCCUAUCUUUAAAAUAAAAGUAGAAAAGGAGGCGCUAGAGGGGAGGUCAGAAAACACCAAGAAUAAGAAAUUGGUUCUUAGCCAUAUGUGAUGGUGCAAACCUGUCAUCUCAGCACUUGGGAGAUAGAGGCAAAAGGAUCACAAGUUCA